Molecule: messenger RNA, 465 nt
Organism: Salvelinus namaycush (lake trout)
Lineage: Eukaryota; Metazoa; Chordata; Actinopteri; Salmoniformes; Salmonidae
Product: scavenger receptor cysteine-rich type 1 protein M130-like
Exons: 4
Coding region: 103-465 (120 amino acids)
Cellular component (GO): membrane
Source: RefSeq, a predicted model, not a curated record
GAACACUCAGUCAGACUGGUGGAUGGGCGCAGUUCCUGCUCUGGGACAGUGGAAGUCUUCUACAGAGGAGAGUGGUCAGUUCUAUGUACUGGGUGGUGGAGCAUGAAAGAUGUUAUGGUUGUGUGUAGAGAGCUGCGCUGUGGGGAUGCUGUAGCUGAAUCUGAAGGACCUCUGGUUGAAGAGGGAAGACGAGGAGUCGCCAUAAAGAGUUGCAGGGGACAUGAGUCUACUAUUACAGAGUGUGGCUUCAGAGAAGGAGGACCUGGUUACUGUGAUGGUAGAAAUUAUCAUUAUGUGAUCUGUUCAGAUCUCCAGGCUCAAAGCGUCAGUCCACCAGCUGAACUCUCAGUCAGACUGGUGAAUGGGACCACUUCCUGUUCUGGGACAGUGGAAGUCUUCUACAGAGGAGAGUGGUUGGGUCUAUGUUCUAGGUGGUGGGGCAUGAAAGAGACCAAGAUUUUGUAA